Molecule: messenger RNA, 1929 nt
Organism: Gekko japonicus
Lineage: Eukaryota; Metazoa; Chordata; Lepidosauria; Squamata; Gekkonidae
Gene: USHBP1
Product: Usher syndrome 1C binding protein 1
Exons: 14
Source: RefSeq, a predicted model, not a curated record
AUGGGGAUCUUGUCGGACACUGCUGCCGCCGGGCUGAGUCACUCUGGUGGUGUUGCUCAGACGGACUGCCACUUUUUAGCCACUGAGGGGGAGGUGCAAGAAGCAGAAAUGGAAAAGGGGGAUGCGGAGCCUGCAGGUGAGAGAUUCCAGGAAAAGGGCUCAGACGAGGAAGAGAUCCUGCGCUACGAGCAGGACAUCACGGAGCUGCUGCUCACCAUCGCCAGCCUCCACGGCAAAAUUGAACACCUGCAGCACCAGACGGGCAGAGAUGACGAGGAGUUUUCUGACCUGGGCUCGGAAUACACAGCCAGCCUCCCCCGCUGCCCUCGGCCUUUCCCAAACUCGGUCCUGGCCCUGCCACCUCCGGCCCGCAGCAUGGAUGGCCAUGCCGACCUCUUCCUUGAUGUCCACAAAGCCAUGACGUCUCUCGAGGACACCGUCUUAUCCCACCGGCGUCGUAUCCCAAGCUCAGAAGCUGAGCUGGAGGAGUACACCCGGGUGGCUGAGAGCCUGGAACAAAGUCUACGGAAGUUCCAAGGAGAUGACAAAGAGCCGCUUCCCCAGCUGCACAGCGAAGAGGAGGCGUUGGCGGCUGGACUGCCUCCAGAAGAGAUGAGCAAGUACAAGAGAGAAGUGGCCCUGUACGAGCAGAGGAAUGCGGCCCUGAGGGCAUCUCUGGAAGGGAAGGACGAGGCCCUCCGCCAGUCAAAGACCGCCCUCGGUGCAUACCAAGAAGAGCGGGAUAAGCUUCAGAGAAAGGUCAAAGAGCUGCAGGAUGCUCUCUCUACGCUCGAGAACCUUCCGGAUGGAUUUGCCGGCCCUGUUCAAGAAGGAGGGCCGUGGGGGUUUCAGGAAUGCAAGAGUGACUCAGAGAGCCUCAGCAUGCUGCUGGGCCGCCGGGAGUCCGAUACCACUGCCCUCUGCUUGGCUGUGCAGUACAGUGAACGGUGCUUGGAAGCCCACGAGGUACUCUGGUCACUGACUGCAGCACAGCAGCAUCCCUGGAAGGAAUCAGCUGAGGAUGGAGGCGUCCCCAUGACAGCCCCAGGUGACCCUGGUAGUGUCUGUCAUGAGAUGGAGACGGCAGUGAUGAACGAAGCGUUGAGGUCCUGGGAAAGAUGCCGUGCAAACAGCGAGGGAUCCGAGUGUGCUGCCUUCAAGCAGAGCUCCCCAGAGCCAAGUGGUUUGGAGGAGGACCGAAAGGAGGUUUUGCAAGAGUACAUCAGGCGCCUGAGGGCAGAACAGGCCUCUCUGAAACUCCCCGCCUCGCGGACACCGUCCAGGGCCGACUCGGCGGCGGCCAGAAUCAACGCAGGGAUUGGAGCCAAGGUGGCGGAGGUGCAGAGAGCUCUGUGUGACGUUCUCCCCACGGGUGCUGCAAGUCCCAAGAUGGAGAAGUUGCAUCUGGUGCAAGAACUGCAGACGACUAGGGAAGCUUUGGCUGACUUAAAUAUCCAGCUGCAUUUAAUGGGGAAGGAGAAGCAAGGCCUGGAGCUCCGGACAUACACCCUGAAGGCCCAAGAGGCCGCUUGCUUGUUGAUCAUCCGGAUCCUGCAAGAGGACUGCGAGAAGAGCCGGGGACAACAGUCUGGAUCUUCCGAUAGCAGCAGCAGCAGCAGCAGUGAUGAAGACAGCGACCUCAGGGGCUACAUUCCCGUGUGUACCUCCAAAGGAACCCAUUUCCGUCUAGCUCAGGAUGCUGGUGGGAAGCAGCCAGCUACAGACCGCGAGGCACAGAUGACGGAACUUCGUGAGACUUUGGCUCGUGCCAUGGUCCAUGCCUACCGGAACGCCCGGAGGAAACAGGAAGCCCAGGUGUGCCAGCUGGAGAAGCAGGUUGGCUUGAUGAGUCACCGGCAAGCAGAGCAGUUGCGAUUGCUGAUACAAGAAGUAGAAGAGAUUGGAUUUAUACCCCGCCGUUCGCUACCC